AUGUCCCUGGAGGACUGGAACAAUGGUGAGAAGGAGCUGGACUCCGCUGGAAGCUCUCUAGGCCACUCUAGGAAAAAACACUUUUUCUGUGUCUCAUUGCAAGGCAAGGAUGCCGCCCCCGCCACCUCCGAGACUGAGGUGAGGGUGGCAGAACUGCAACACUCCUCCCUCUCCAGCCACAAGCCCCAGCAGUGUAGAAAGCAAGGGGUCGUGGCCCAGGAGGUGGGCAGGCCUAUGGGCAGCAUGGAGGAAGCUGGGCCUUCCCAUGGGAGCCAUCUACAGUCUCAGGGCGCCUGCAAGAAGAAGGGAACUGCGGAGAAUGGGCAGGAGGUGCGGGAGAAUCUAGACACCCAAGCUCCCCGCUCAGAUGAUGUGGUGCAGCUGAUAAAUGAAGAUGGGGUGUAUUCCUCAGCCAAGCUGGUGCCCGCUACGAAGGUGGCGCUCUCGCCGUGCCUGCCGCAGCGUUUGGAGCACUGCAGAGGGGAGGAUUUUGAGAUCCGGGAGGUGAUCGUGGAUGAGAAGCCAUUCCAGUGUGCCAUCUGUGCCAAGGCUUUCAAGCGGGCAUGGGAGCUGUUCAGCCACGAAGUGGUGCACAAUGAGGAGCGCCCCUUCUGCUGCCAACUGUGCCAGGCCUCGUUCAAGCGCCAUUCGGACUACAAGAGCCACGCCCUCGUGCACACAGAAGAGCGGCCCCAUCGCUGCGAGCUCUGCGGGAAGCGUUUCAAGCGCGCCUCCAACCUUGCCGAGCACCGCCGCAUCCACUCGGGGGAGCGCCCACACCACUGCGCCGCCUGCGCCAAGAGCUUCAAGACGCCCUACGAGCUGCAGAGGCACACGCUGACGCACUGCGCGGAACGGCCCUUCGCCUGCGCCGCCUGCGGGAAAGGCUUUGCUGCGGCGGGGGCCCUCCUCCUGCACCAGCGGCAGCACUGCGACGACAAGCCCCACGUCUGCGGCGUCUGCGGCAAGCGCUUCGCCUACGGACACAGCCUGCGCGUCCACGAGAGGGUACACACCGGGGACCGCCCGUUUUCCUGCGUCCUCUGUGGCAAGGCCUUCAAGCAGUCCAACGCGCUGGCCUCGCACGAGCGGGUGCACACGGGGGAGCGGCCCUUUGCCUGCGCCACGUGCGGCAAGGCCUUCAAGCAGUCCUCGUACCUGGCCAUCCAUGCGCGGUCUCACACUGGCGAGCGCCCCUACGCCUGCGGGGCGUGCGGCAAGGCCUUUGCGCGGCCCUCGCUCCUUCUGCAGCACCAGCGCGUCCACAGCACCGAGCGGCCUCACCGGUGCCGGCACUGCAGCAAACUCUUCAAAGACUUGGCCUACCUGGCUGUGCACGAGAAGGUGCACACCGGCGAGACCCCGUACAAGUGCCCCGUCUGCCAGAAGGGCUUUGCGCACCCGUCCAAUCUCCUUCAGCACCAGCGAAUCCACCGGGAUGGAUAGCGAGGACGGGCGCAAAGAAUAAUUUGUCAUUUGAUGUAACUUUACGUUCCCCGACUAACAGAAACGCAGCAGUUUCUGUUCACCUGUGCGCUCCAACCUGCAUCAGUGUCACGCGUGCAUGCUGCGGUGGACGGAGAGCAUCACUUGCAUGCCCUUUUGCACAUUCCCCAAGCCAUGCUCAAGCUUGCCUUGUUUUGUACACAAAUGCACUAUGGUUCGCUGCCCCUGCAGCUGCACGAAAAUAAAUAGUAGCUGGAGUAUGAGGAUCGGGGCUCCGUGUAUUUCACACAAAAUUGCACCCUCUGAGAAUCUGUGCUGUAGCUUGGUUUUUCAUCCUGCAAGCGUGUUUCUAGUCCAUAAGAUUAUAGAAAUAAUGUUGAAAACCAUGUGUGGUGGAGUUUUGCAAAUUGGAGCCAUAGGGCUGAGCAGGA
Messenger RNA from Lacerta agilis (Sand lizard), 1877 nucleotides. Its product is annotated as zinc finger protein 501-like. The record is from RefSeq and is a predicted model, not a curated record. Lineage: Eukaryota; Metazoa; Chordata; Lepidosauria; Squamata; Lacertidae. Bases 1 to 1446 code for a protein of 481 amino acids. Gene Ontology annotation, molecular function: DNA-binding transcription activator activity, RNA polymerase II-specific; RNA polymerase II cis-regulatory region sequence-specific DNA binding. Gene Ontology annotation, biological process: regulation of transcription by RNA polymerase II. The transcript is spliced from 2 exons. Gene Ontology annotation, cellular component: nucleus.